Messenger RNA from Neopelma chrysocephalum (saffron-crested tyrant-manakin), 606 nucleotides. RefSeq lists its product as uncharacterized. Bases 1 to 606 code for a protein of 201 amino acids. The record is from RefSeq and is a predicted model, not a curated record. The transcript is spliced from 4 exons. Lineage: Eukaryota; Metazoa; Chordata; Aves; Passeriformes; Pipridae.
AUGGACAUUGUGGUGGGAGCAUUGCACGAAAGCGGAGAAAACCAAAUCCAGCAGUCUGGGGCAACCGUGACAAAGUUAACAGGAUUGUUGAGGGUGUCUCUGCUCCGGCGAGCAGAGCUCGAUGUGGCAGCGCAGCUCCCGGGGGGACGUGUGCUGCCAGCAGGUGUGGGGGCUGCCACGGAGGGCAGGUCUCCUGAGCGGGGCCCUCCUUGUCACCGCCGUGACAGCCACAGCGCCCGCGGUGCGCCCCGGCCGAGCAGGGAGGUGCCCUCAACUCUUCUGAGAGCGCUGGCGGGGCGAGCUGGUGGUGUGAGUUUAUCCUGGCUCUCCUUUGGAGGUAGGAAUGCAAACCAGGAGCAGCUGGCACCCCGUGGUUCCCCAGGCAUGCAAAUCCAUGUGCCCUUACGGGAUUGCGAAGAAUUCUGUCAGGAUGACAAGAAACACAUUUUGAAGUUGAACUGGAAUGACAGUGAAAUCUGCCAGGCACAGAUCUCAGGAGAGAGCUUAGAAUGGAUGUCUUUUGGAAUAUGCCAACUUCCCAGAUAUUGUGUUCACUGUGUUGCCUUAGAAUUGGGAGGCAAAAAAAACUCCGGGCAAAUUGAGUAG